Branchiostoma floridae (Florida lancelet) is the source of this 8178-nucleotide messenger RNA. RefSeq lists its product as uncharacterized. Gene Ontology annotation, molecular function: protein kinase binding. Lineage: Eukaryota; Metazoa; Chordata; Leptocardii; Amphioxiformes; Branchiostomatidae. Gene Ontology annotation, biological process: positive regulation of protein tyrosine kinase activity; neuromuscular junction development. The record is from RefSeq and is a predicted model, not a curated record. The transcript has 10 exons. The coding region runs from base 462 to 4574 and encodes 1370 amino acids.
AAAUACAAAGGUAUUGAAAAACGCGACUCAAACUUUCUGGAAGGAAAGAAAGAUUUAGAGAAGGAAAAACAACAAGCUCAAUGUCCUUGACCGUUUGCGGCUUUAGGUGUGGGCCGUGAGGAUGGGAAGGAUGUGGUGACCUGUCACAAACCCGCUAAUUCGGAGAAACAUGACAGACCCGUGAGUCAUGAGGCCCCCUACCGGGGUACACGCAACUUUUUGCCUUCAGACCAUCUCUUAUCCCCUAACAUUCCUGCAAACUUGUCAAACCUACAAAAGUCGAAUAUCACGACAACCAAAUCGUUCCGAGUCCUUCUAAGACUCCUGGCAAAGAAUUGCCUAUCAGUUGGAGAUUUUGUACCGGAAAGGGGGCCUGUUUUCAAUUACUGCCCCGCCUGAUACAAAUUUAGAAGCUUGGGCUGGCUGGCGAGCACUUUAUUUUUGGGCUGACGAGCCAACGCAUGCGUACCCAGUGGAACACGACUUCAGGAUGCCGUUUCAACAUGGCAGACAUUGCAAUACUCGAAGGUUUGCUCAAGCACAGAGAUGGAAGAAAGUGGAAACAGCGAUGGUGUGUUCUCAAGAGGUCGUCUCCCAUUGCAGACCGCCUGUCUAUGACGUUGUACAAGGACCGGGCAGAUAAGAACAAAGAUGGGAAAGAAAAGGCCACCCAUUCCUUGGAGGACUUCUGUGGCAUUGAGUCGGGCCUUGUUGUGGAGGGAGUCAGCAAUGUUAUGGCCAUUAUCUGCCAGCAGCGUGUCUUACUGCUGGCGUUUGAGAGCAGAGAGAAGAUGCUGGUUUGGGAGCUCAAGAUUCGUUCUACCAUAGGAGAAGCCUGGCGCUUUCCCGUGGUGAUUCCCUCUGGCAGUAAGUUCCCCACCGGUCCGGCCAUGCUCCACUUCUACUCCAACUACUUCUGCCUCACACACGGCGUCCCUCCCAAGUUACUGUGGUGCUGGCAGUUACAGGGGAUACGGCGGUAUGGCGCCAUUGCCGGAGGCUUCAGCUUCGAGGCAGGCUCCAAGUGUGGGAAAGGGUCAGGACUGUUCUAUAUCCACACUGAAGAGGCAGACAGCCUACAGAUGCUGUUCAACUGUGUGGCCAGUGGAGUCCCCCCUCCCCGUAUGGACCUGCGGGGUUCUCUCUCACAUCAUCCCAGCACAGGGGUGUCGCCACGGGUUACCGUAUCUCCCGCCCACCACAGGUGGCUCACAGGUCACCAAGAGUCUGUUGCUUCAGAGGGCAUCUACACCAGAUAUCUGGGAUGUUCAGAAGACUCCCUGAGCCUUUCCUCAGCAUCCAGCGGUGCCUCCUACGGACACGCCACAGAACUCGCCUCAGAUAGCUCCAGCCCAGUCCUGAGAAGAAAUUUCAGUAGGAAGUCGUACGAAGAUCGACACAGAGACCAGGACAGCAACAGAAGCACCAGCAGCAGUCCCAAGCACCUGUACGACACGCCAAACAAGGCAAAAGAACUUUACGACACCCCGCGUAUGCACCAUGCAGAGAUCGGUAUCGUCAGACCAAUGUCACAGAGUCAAGAUGCCCCAGAUCAGCCAUUUGCUAUGUCAUCUGAGGAGGACCUUCCACUUAAGGUAGACAGUAGGACUCCGUCCGUGGGAGCUGUCAACUAUGAUGUGCCAAAGAAUCUGACCAAACUGGCAGAAAAGAUUCCGGCUGUGCCAAGCCAGGGCCAGGAUGACCAAAGUCACAGGAGAGACACCAUCUCCUCAGACUACAUGGAGAUCGGAAGUGACGGAGCAUCCUCACUUAGUGACAUGAAGAGCCUCACAGACUCAGCUAUCGACACUGCCAGCUUCUCUACAGACCCUGACAAACGCAAGUCACCAGAUCCAGACACUGCAGAUGAAGUGUUUGAAUGCUCUGAUGGAACAUUGAAGAAAGAUAACAGUGAUGAUGAAGAAGAUGCCUCAGAAUGUGGGGAUAUGGAAGAUGAUCCUGACAAGCUGAAGCAAGGUGAUGAGAAAGAGCAGAGGAUAACCUCACCUGCAUCACCCGUCCCAUCAUCAGAAUCUGGCCGGGGCAGCCAGUACGAGAUGAUGACUCCUCCAGGGUCCGUCACAGGUGACAGCGCCAUUGUAGAAGACGAGGGGAUGAUCGGUACUUACGGCACCAUGGCAGGGCAAGGAGCAGAAAACCAAGGCCAUGUCAGACAACACAGUCUGAAGGCGUAUCUGCAGAUGAAGCCCAUGCGCUCACACAGCAUUGGUGGUGCAGUUGGCAGGAAGGAUGGUCCCGAGCAGUGGUAUCAGGUUCCUCGUGAACUGUGCUCACCCACCGUCGGCAGGAGAGGUCAGGGCAGGCCCCUGUCUAGGGCAAGCUCUGAUGAGACAUCUGGCAGCAGUAGCCCCAAAUCCUUCCCCAAGGAGGGUCUGAUCCAGGAACCACUUUAUCAGGUACCCAGAAAACUCUGCAGCGUUGGCCAGGAGGACACCGCAGAGGAAGACAUCUACAACAAUGUUGCAGUGAAGAGAUGGCAGCUUCUCAAGGAGAGGGUCCUCAAAGAGCAAGAGGCAGAAAAAGAGGCUGAAGAAGCUGCAAAACAUGCAACAAGGAGUCAAGGUGUUCCAGUGUCCUCAUAUGAAGACAUGCAGCCAGCAAUGGAAAAAGAGGCAGCAAUGCUAGAAAGACACAAAGGAGCAGAAGGCACACAUGUAGCUGAGUCCUAUGAAGCAAUGGAGCCAAGAAGCAUCAGCAAGAAUGUGCCUGUUACACCAGAAAGUUACGAGAGCAUGGUACCAGCACAUAUACAGCAUCCAGCCAAGGAGGGGGAGGAGGAAGAUGGACCACAAUAUGAGAACCUGCCAUUCUGGCAACAGCAGAAGCAACAGCACCUUACCAUGGAGGCUCGAGGUCAAACAGAAAAGUCCCCCAUAAACUAUGAAAUGAUGGAUGUCCAGUUUGAUGACAUGCCCAUGGCUGACACAUAUGGUGCUAUUCUCGGCAAGACUCCUGUAGUUGAAGAAACCUAUCAAGUCUGUCCUAAAGGUGCUCUCGGGGCAAUGUCGUAUGAAGACAUGCAGCCAGCCAUCUUGAAAAAAGAUCCCUUCUGUCUUCUUAACACGAGUCCCUCAUCAGGAGAAUCUCAGAAAGAAUUCUUCACGUUACCUGGAAGAAAAGUUUCACACGAUUCUGAGGCUGCUGACAAGUACAAAACAAUGGAAACUUUCAAAGGGGUCUCCCCAGCUUUGAAGAGGAAAGUCCUGCCAAAGGAGUUGCAGGGUGAAUAUGAAAAUGUUGCUGGGCUUAUUCGCAGAACACAUGGUCUAACUAUCCCUCAAAACAAAGGCAAUGGGUACGAGGUGAUGGAAGUUUCCAAUAAAGGAAAAAGCGAGAUACCAAGUUCUGAUAUUCCAGCUGAUAUCUACCAAAACGUGCCAUCACUCACUGCAGCUUAUAAAGAUGUUCAGAAGUCUACUUUGAAGGACAUCCCAGUGAAAGAACAGUACGAACUUAUGGCAACUCUGAAAGAAAUGGAAGACUACGAAAAAAGUCAUAACUCAAAAGGAAAGAAGCCAACUGGGGGCAGCCUCAAUAACUCUAAAAAAAGAGAAGCCUACAUGGACAUGGCCCAGAAAGUUCAAAAGUCUCCCGGUAAACCACGUCUACAACAGCUGCAGGUUGACUUGGAUGGAAUCUUGUCAGGAGAAACAGAAACAGACCCUUCCUCCCCAAAAUUGACGAGAGCGUCAAGUGCUCCAACGAAACGAACCACCGUCAAAGAGGCUGCGCAGAUGUAUGAAGUAAUGACACCAAAUCAGAGUGCUGAGGCUAGUCAGUAUCGCGAGCGCUGCCAUACUGACCCAGCUAGUCCAAAACCCAGGUUAAAGUCGACUGACAGUACUUUCAAUUAUGAAGUAAUGAAUCCAGAGGUGACCCACGCAGGUGAAGUUCUACAGCGGCGACACACGGACCCUCCAUCCGGCACACAGGAAAAAUGUACCAAAGAAGACGUUUCACAAUUUCCUCUUAAGGGAAAAAAGAAGAAACACGACGGUUCAGCUUGCACUAUAGAACGUCCAAGACAUGGAAAAUCAUACGGCAAGGUGAACAGAGGUAAAAUUCUGAAAGGCAGCAUAUCGGAGUCAGAAAGUGAGUCAUCGGGCAGUCAAGUAAGCAUUAGCACGCAAAAUACAGAGUCGGACACAAUGAGUCCACCUACCUCACCCUCACACAACCCAACUGCUGCCCAGAGGUUGGACAUUGCCAGAAGCAUGGCGGGAAGCUCGUGUGCCAUGCACAGUUACAUGAACAUACAGCCUGUCCCGGAGAGUGAACCUACCUAUAUGAACCUGCCGUCCUCAUCCCACCAGCAUGGUGCCAUUGUGCCAGAAGCAAACUACAUGAACAUCCCCAAGUCUACGGAACACAUCAGAAAGCAGCUGAACUACCUGUCCCUCGACGUCUACAGCUUGGGUGGGGGUGCGCCCGGGGAGAGAGACCCAACUGCGUAUGCCGAGAUUGACGUCACGGCCACAAAGUCUGCUCACAAGGCUGGACUACAGCAUGCUCACUCCAGAAAAGAACUGCUCAAAGAUAACAACAACAUCUGAUAAAUCUACAAAGUUUUCAGCUGUUGAUUGAUGGACAAAGCACCUCUAACUUGCACGGUAUUCAUGUUGUGCUGAGGUGAAUGUAAGUUGUUGUCAAUUCUGUUAUUGGACCACAUACUGCUUGCUCUGCAAAUUCUUGUGAGGCUUUGCUUUGGAUGGAUUGUCUGGUUGUACCCAAAAUUCCACUACCAACAUUUUGCAUUAAGUGCCCUCUCUUCACAGAUUGAGAUGGGAAGGUAAGAGUUGAAUUAAUUUCAAACCUUCACAGCAAAGUCUGGAUGUCAUUUGGCAAUUUGGAAUGAAGGCAUUUGGGCUGAUGUUGCCAGCCUCUUCUGGAAUUUUUAAACUUCCAUCAGUUGAGCACUGUGGAGCAGUUUUGAUUUGAGAGGGUGUAUGUCAGGGGUCCUCAGCAGCUAUGGGGUGUCAUUUUAAUUGUAUAUUGGAGCAGGCCUCCAUUUGCUAGGGACCUCACAGGCUGACCACUGCUGUCACAUCUGGUGUGCCUGAAGUUUCUUACCUGUCUGGUGGAGCGUACGGGUUGAUCUGAAGCUUUACAACAAAAUUUCUAUUUUGCGGCUUUGAGAGCCAAAGUUUGUAGGAUGUACAUUACAGUGUGGAGUGGGGUGGUUGAUUGUGAGUAGUAGACCUUGAUGUUAAUAAUUUUAUGCCAUGCAAUCAUGCCUGUAUAUAAUGUCAAUGUUGGGUAACUGUUUUCUGUGAUUUUUUAAACUUGGGUUGAGUUUAUGAAUGCCAGUACACUCAAUCUUUAUAGCAGCAGGUGCAUGCGCCUUUUUAGAUGUUUUUGGCUUAAAUUUGUAUAUCAUUCUUAGACAUUGUCGUAUUGUACAUUUGUAGAACAUUGUGAUGUAUGUACAUUUGUAUGUAUUGUAUUGUAUUUUGUUGUAUACCAUAAGUUUAGGAUGGUUCUUAAUCACAUCUGUCAUUCUCAGGACCUUAAUACAACAUACCAGCUUUGUCUGCUUGUAGUCUGGCUUAGAAGACAUUCCGUUCCGAUGGACAACCCAUGCUUAGAAGUUCAGACCUCUAUGAUUGGUAUUUGUUCACCUAACUAGAUCUCAUGACUCGGCUGUAUUAAUGGGUUAUAAAAGCCUAUUUGGCAGACAUGUUUUCAAUGUCCUGCACUAUUUGAUCUACAUAAGAGACUUUGUAAUAUGACAUUUCCCCCUUGAUGAGUUUGAAAGCUUAUGGUGUAAAAGGGAUAUUGCAAUUGAUAAAUAAUGAGGAUACAUAAUGAGGCAACAACCUUGUACAGUUGUAGGAAACUUACUUCAUGUAAGGCUGAAUGGGGAACGUAACCUGGGCCUGAUGCCACUGCAGUCAAGUCAUCCUGGCAGUCAAAGUCAUAUCAAUGUAACCUUGUAACAGACUGGUUCUUGUUUUGGAUCUGUCAUUUUCUGCCGUGGUCCUGUCCACAGGAAGACAUCACAUUGUUGGCAGGCAUAGGAGUUAGAAAAUGUAUAGAGUUGAGCAUUUUGAUCAGGAUCUUGUCGUAAAUGAUUCUGGAAACCUUUGAUGCCUGUCCAAUAGGAGAUGCACAAUGAUUGUAUGGACCUUAUGAUAGUCCUAGUGCUGCAUCUUAAUUUUCCUUUACAUGGCCUUUAACUUGUUCACAGCACAACACUGCCAGUAGUUGAAGCGACCACAACCAGCAAACCUUGCAAUUGUCAGAUUCCACCAAAACGUAGCAUCCAUCUUGUAAGUCUUGUAAUAAAAAUGACAAAAUGGCCAUGGUAUGGGUUAGCUGUAAAAACACUCGGGGUACCGUACAGUCAACAUAGCUGAUUAUCCAUUUAAAUUUGUCAGAUGAGGAUGUCUAGCAUUUUUCAUAUACAUGUAAGUUGUGCAAAUGAGACCUUCUACUUCUAGUGUUCUUUGACAGCGAUGUGCUUUUGACGGCGAGGUUUAAAAAAUACAGGAAAGCAAUAACCACAGUGAUGAUACAAGUGUCCAGGAAGAUAUCGAAGGGCUAUGAUGGCCUUCGGUUUUCCCCAUCAGUAAUAUGUGCUUAUAGUAAUGUCUGGAAAAAGUAGUUGAUGUUUCUGUAUGUAAUUUCCUUCUACUUCAAUUCAGCUGUGAUCUGAACUUCAGUACUGAUUGGUAUUGGAGUAAUGCAGGGCAUUUUUGUAAUGAGAGGUUCACUCAUUUUAAGUUGUAAAGCAGUAUAUCUGAGCCAAAUAUAACAACUGUGCUCUUACAAGUGGCAUCUUUUGUCAGAAUUUAACGUAAUGAAGGGAACAAAUUUCAGAUGUUGAGAGAUAAUAUGAAUGGAUAUAUUACUUAUUGAUAAGCCAAUAUACAUUGUAAGAAACUUAUAUGACAACUUAAAGCUAAUGCAACUCUGAUUGUGUUUCAGACACUGCAUUUGAAACUGUUUUUAUUUAUUCAUUGAUUUGACACAACUCUGACAGCUACAAGUUGAAAUUUUGAGCCAGAGAUAAAUAUGAUACAGAUAGAUUCGUUGUUUUUUCCUGUAAGAUGGAAAUAUAAUACUUAUUGUACAAACCACAAUAUGGCCAUGUUUGGCGAAAUGUCUCAGAUGUUUGCAUUUCUAAACAUCCCAUAAAACCCUUGAACACUGUGGGAGAGCCUUUGAGUAUCUCCUCCACCAUUUUCUAUUUGGUAAAUAUCAGAUGUACAAUUUUAACAUCUGCACUGGAUACUCCUUUCUGUAAGGAUCAGGUACAGAUACACAAAACGCAGCAGAGCUCACUACUUUUUACAGUUAUUGAAUCCGAUUAUUGAAUACUUAUGGUGGAAUUUUGUACGUGUACUUACAAGCCUCUGAUGCACAAAAAUCAUGCCAUGCUAUCCUACACCUGCACAACUUGUGGCAGUUUCCUUUUAAACUUGCUACGAAGGUCACUUUGCAAAAUUACGUUUAACUCUUCUGUUCAAAAGUUUUACUGUUAACUUUUCUGCCACCCUGAUUCAUUUCAAGUGUCAAAGGUACUGCCAUUACUCUCUAUUGUCAUCCCAUUUUGCUGAUAUUUUCUAACAUGCUGAACAUUUGUUUGGGAUUAAUUAACACACAAAAAUUCUGCAUAAGUAGCAAACAAGUGCCUUGAGCUGACUUUAACCAUGAGGACUGGUUGCCAUGGUGAUAUCAGUCAUGUCAAAGGAGCCACACGAUGGUAAAUGAAGAUUUGAUUCAAACAUUGUACAUACAUGAUUGUGUUAAAUAUAAUGAAAAUAUACUAUUUAUUUUGAAAAAAUGUUACACUUUGUAUAUGCCAAGAUUUUUUUCACGUUGCCUUAAUGGAGAAGAAGACACCUUUUCGUGUCUUAUGGUAAAGAAGGCUGCGAAGGAUAGUGUAAUAUACAGGAGUGGCAGCCUUAAAAUGAGAGCAAUCUUUAUGAAUAUGAAGCAUAUUACAAGCUUGUAUGGUAACUGGCAGUGAUAGUUUGUAUUAGUAUUGUAUAUGUUCAAUGGAGCAAAGUGAAGAAGUAUUUUGAGUAUUAUGGUUGCAAUACCGGUAUUGUACAUGUACACACCAGUGGCAAAAAAGGUGUUUGGAAGGUUCGUGUUGAAUUUUAUGUUGCAAAGUAAUUUUAAUGUUUUAAUAAAGGUUGUUUUACUUCAAAA